GAGAGAGAGAGAGACAGACAAGGCAAAAGGCGUGUGUAAUAAAAUAUAAAAAUACAAUUUAAAUCGAUACUCAACUGGCUAAACUCUCUCUGUGUAUGGAUGUGUGCGUGCGCGUGUGCUGUUGUUUCAUCUCAAUUUGUUUAGUUUGAAUUGCCUCCUCUGCUUUUUAUUAUUGUCUGUGCAGAGACAAAACAUUGUUUAGUGUAAUAAAAUGAUUGCGUGCUUUUCUGUCUCCUGCUGAAGCUCAGCAGCCCUGCGCUUCGCUCCUGCAAAAUACAAUUACCGACAAAGCCUCGAAGCCUUUAAAGUCUUAAAACCUACUGUUACACACGUUGUUUGCUUUUCCCUUAUGAAACAUCGACGUUUCAAUGGAUCGUGUCCGCCGCUGCCCAACACCGAGCCUGCAGAGAGAGGGAAUGAAGGAAAGAGAAUCUUUUUUUAAUAGAUGCCAUUUGGGUUGUUAGGUAAAUCUUGGUUUAAAAAUACGAGGGGAAAACCGCAGUAUAUUGUUUUGCCCUGCGGCGUUUCAAAAGGCAGAGAUAGGUUGGCAUAAAGCUCCAUGAAGUCAUGAAUCUGUCCGCAUCACCACAUUUAGAACCUCACUUACGAAUCCCGACAGGACCAAAAAUUUUGCCUACUAAUGGUCAUAAUUUAUGAUGUGUGGAUCAACAUGCGCUCAUUGGGCAACAGCUUCCUGAGUGCUUAACGAGCAUAAAGUCGAACACUUCCGGACAUUAAUUGGGCAAGCCAGCGAUGGUAAAGUGCUUAUAGAGGGCUUUACAUUGUUAGUAUGUGAAUUACUCCUUAUUAGUAAGGUUAGAAGCGGGGGAGAGGAAAAAGCAUCAGAGGCUGAGCAGGCGCAGCCUCCCUCGCUGUGUUUUUAAUCAUGGCUGAUAAUGUAGAAAUUUUAAAGGUCCCGUAUAACUAACACUGAGUAAUGUUGUGACGUUAGAUAUUGAAAGCUAUCUGCGAGCACGUAAAGGAGAAGCUAUGGUUCGUGGAUGGGCCCUGUUGUAGAGCAGGCGAGCAGGCUGUUAAAGUUAGGCCUUCAGCACAAGAACCAAUUAAAGCAUAUAUUUAAAACUAAUUCCCGCAUGUUUAUAAUCGACACCGCAGCACAAUCUAAUAAUAAUAAUAGUAAUAAUAAUAAAAAUGACAACAAUGAUAAUGAAAUCUGCGUUACGCAUUCAUUGCGCGUCGUCGUAUAUUGCUACAAAUUAAGAGCACAUACCAUUCAUUAAUAAAUUAUUUAUGCUAAUUGUUCAUUUCUCUGCUUAGUAUUAGGCUAUUAUUAAUAAUUGAUUAUUUUCGUCUUAAACGUCCAGUGUUCACCCAUUCCUCGUUGGUCAUAAAGUCCUUUGAAAUAUCGUGGAAUUGUGGACCAAACGGCUUCUUUCCUGCGUGCAUCAGAAGCCGCACAUGAUUUGCCUCACGGGCCGCAAUAAAACACUAAAACACGGGGGAUAGAAUGACCUUUCCAAUUCUGCACACUGACACAACCUCUGCUGCAUUCCAGCCUCUCCACUCCACACAUUGGCUUUACUGUUCAGCCCGUAUUUACAACCCAGACUUAAGGUACAAGCGGGAUUUUCGUUUGUGUGUGAACCACAAUAGGAGCAAUCCUUGGAAACCCAAAUAAAUGUAAACUAAUUUAAUUAAACGAUAAAUACACACAAAAAAAUAUAUAAAAUGUUGUAAUGUAGAAGCUUUCUUGCCAGGAAUAAAAUAUGUCGUCUUUGUGCAAACGGGGAAAACAGAAAUAGACUUUCUCCACUCCAAUACACUUGUUUUUCCCGGUAUCAUGGGCUUGACAAAUUGAUAAAGUAUCACUACUAAACACCCAAUAUGUCACAUUUUAACUUUCAUUUGUUUAGUUUGAAUUAAAAAUUAAUGUCCGUGUUAAAGUGGUAAAUUCGCUGUAUAUAUGAUCGUCAAGAACAUUAUCUCUUCAUGAUUUUAUUUAAAAUGGGACGUCGGACUUUCACUUAGAAACAUUUGUUUAAUUUAACCCAUAAUCAAUCGAAUUAAGAAUCAGAGUGAAUAGGGAGGGGGAAAAAACAUCUCAAGACAACAAUAUUAGGACCUUAACGGCUCCAACUUUUGUGCUUUAUUUGCUUCAAUUCUGUGCGACGCGGAUGUCACAUAUGGCCACGAAUAGGUGAAGGGAAACUUUUAUUGCACCAGCUACUUCCUCCUCUUUGUUCUUGUCUCUUUUAUGGGCUAUCCAGGGUCCCAAACAACAGACCAAACAAUGUUGCACGUUUAGGCUGCACGUAUUCACUCUAUUGAAGAAAUCAAUGGGCUGAAGCAAAAGGCUGCUGUAGCCACGGCGACUGCGUUUGAACAGACAUUUUCAGUAGCUUUAUUGAUUAUUAUAUUGGUAUCUAUUAUGUCUCGUUGCGAAACGCCGGAAUGAGAAUUGUGGUUUCAAGUGCAUUUCGGAAGUUUUAUUUUUCAUACGGGUUAAAGGGGGGUUCAGAAUAAAAAUGGGCUCUUGUCAACCUUUGGUGGGGGGAAAAAAAGUUCUAAUUUAAUUAUGUUGAACACAGAAAAGCGAACGCGAAUGACUAAGUCUUCUGUAAUACCUUAAAUUAAUUGCGCAAACGUGCGGAAUUGCACAAAUUUAAAGACGACACAUUUCGAGCAGUUCCCAGUUCUGUUAGAUUUGUGCAAAACACCUCUAAAGUAAUUUCCUAACCCAUCAUUUGCUGCAGCGAUAAUUAAAGGUUCCUGUUUCCACCGUGUGUGUGUCAGAGGAAUGUCGAAGUAUCAUCAGGACAUAAGGAAAAGACUGGAAUAAGCAUUGUCACACGUUGCAUUUAUAUUCUGCUCCUAUGCUAUACGAGCUAUAUAUAUAUUUAUAAUACCAGAUACAUAGAUAGCAUAUGAGAAGCCUGCUUCCUUAGUGUUAGGAGUUAAAGGAGAGACUGUACCUGGACGCUCACAGUGAACCCCGGGCUCAGUUGGCCUGUAGAGGAUGUUGUCUGACGUUUAAGUUACAUAUAGCUGAUUAUUCAAGAUGGUGGCAGAAGUCAUCUUUUCAUACGCAGUUCCUAACUAGUCGGCCAUACCUGUACGCGGUUUCCCCCCCACCUUUUGCUCUGCCUCUACAUGCUGUGGCCGGGGCUUUCUUUCCUGAGCCUGGGAGAUUGCAGCCUGCGUUUGCACGCCUUUGCUGCAGAGAUAGUUGUUGGUGAGCUGGGGAACGUCACUUGUUUUAUUGCCCUCGCAGAACAGAGACCAUAAACGCAUUCUUACCACCACCUCCCCCAGUCCACUGCAAAAGCAUGGAAAUUGCUCACAUGCCAGAUAAUUCAUACACAAAGGAAACAUUAACAGUAUGUUGGAAACUCUGGAUGUAACUGAGGUAAAUAACAAAUGCCAAUAAUCCGUUUAGUCCUCACACAAAGGCUGCGGAGGAGAGCAUGCUAUGUCUCUGCAGUGCUGUUGUGAAAUUGUGGAAAACUAAGUACAGGACACACACAUAUUCAGUCACUCGCAUAUUAAGUUAAUAUAACAGCUAAUGGGUUUGCAUUGGGUCUCGGUUAAUGGGUUUAAUAGUUAUAUUUUUCUGAAUUCCUUGCUUAAAGCCUCACAUGGACAUGCUUCCAUGCAUUUUUAUUCACUUUUCAUCCCUCUAUAGAAUGUGAGCACUGAACUGAAUGACACUGGCUACAUUAUGCAUCGUGCUUUCUCCUUAAACACCACAUGCUUUUAAACUACAAGCCAAAAAACUUCUCAUCCAUCUGAGCUGCAUAGUGUGCCACUCCAAGUCUACGUUGUGUUUAUCGGCAUUUAGCACUAAUGUUCAAGCUCUGAGCUAAAAGCUACAGUUUCUCCUCAACUCCUGCGUCUCAAUUGGUGGAGAACGGUCAGCUGACAUUGUCAUAUUGUCUCUCUCCGAGCCAAGCCUCGGCUAUAACACUCGGGUUUGUGCGUCUUAACCGGAGAUUGGAAAUUAAUAAUAUUGAAUCCUCAAAGUAGCCCGCGUCCAGUUAGGGAAGCAGAAAGACAAAAAAGGAAGAGUUUUGGAGAAAGGUGUGGUUGGUUGACAGAGACGAGAGAGAGAUUUACUGAGAAGGAGAUUGAAAAGAGAGCGAUAAAGAAGUGGGGAGAGUUGGAGAGAGGGUUACAAGCAAGGUAUGAAUUCUUAUUUCGCAAACCCGUCGCUCUCCUGCCAUUUAUCCGGUGGUCAAGAUGUUUUGCCUAACGUACCCCUGAACUCCACCACCUAUGACACAGUGAGACAUUUUUCGUCGUACGGUGCCGCUGUGACCCAGAAUCGGAUAUAUGCACCUUUCUACUCUCCUCAAGAUAAUGUCGUGUUUGGGUCUGGCAGGGCACAGUACGAAUAUGGAUCAAACGUGUUUCUUCAAGACAAGGACGUGCUGCCAAGCUGCAGACAAACAAACAUGGGACUCAAUACACAAAGCCACAUUGCUCAAGAGUACACGCUGGAUCAAGGAAGAGCAGGAGCUCAGGAGCAGAAAAGUAACGUCCCGAUCUACCCGUGGAUGCAGCGAAUGAACUCACACAGCGCAGGAGUGGGCUACGGGACAGACCGACGCAGAGGACGUCAAAUAUACUCUCGUUACCAAACACUUGAGCUGGAAAAGGAAUUUCAUUUCAACCGCUACCUGACCAGGCGCAGACGCAUCGAAAUCGCCAAUGCGCUGUGUUUAACAGAGCGGCAGAUCAAAAUCUGGUUUCAGAACCGACGCAUGAAAUGGAAGAAAGAGAGCAACCUGACCUCCACGGUAACUGGAAGUGAACAGACAGGAGCCUCUCAAGAGGAGGAACGCAAUGGCGCAGUGGAAGAAGGGAAGGAUGAGGACAAAAAGAAAGAAUAGCUAAAAAAGAAGUGGGCAAAAAAAAAAAACACCUGAUGACCAUUAAAACCCAACAUAACUACCUAAAAAUCUAUAUGGACUUGAGAGCGACUUCACUGCAUGAUGGCAAUCCCGCAGCUCUCCCUCUUUUAUCUUGACCACAGGAUUGUUGAGCCUUAGAAAUCCAAAUUAUUUCAGCCACAGUAUGGCCCCUGUGACAUUUGGAGUAUUUUUUUUUUAAAUAUUAUUAUUAUUAUUGCGAUGUCACACAUGUAUUGUGAGAAUAAAACGAAGUAUUAUUUCUAUAUUAUUUCCUAUGCCAGGAAAAUGUGUAUAAUUACCCCCCACACCCUAUCCAUCACUGUGAACUCUAUGAUCACCUCACUAAAUACAGUGUUGGUCUGACUUAACUCAUUGUCGUACAUGCACAUUCCACGGAAGGAGAGGAUCAGGCGGACACUUGAUCACAGUAUUACCUAGUACUUGAAUCGUCCGCAGAAAAGUGCCCACCAUUAACCCGAAAGUUGCACGGAUAGUCUCCAGUACACACACAAACACAACUGAAAUGCCUGUAUAUAAUAAAAGUAACAGUAUAUGAUGUAAGUCCCGUGAAGACAUUUAGCCGCUUUGGUAGACGCUGCAUAACAUACAGUUGCGCUUGGUCCCUUAUUUUUUAUUUUUUGUCAUCAUUUGACACAAUAGGCUUUCCUUGUGAACUAGAUUUGUACACUAGUGAUUCGUCACUUUUGUUUGAAAGUUACGAAUUCAUUGUUUUGUCAUAAUUGUGUAUCAUGAAAUAAAAUAUUUGUAAAACUUU
Mugil cephalus (flathead mullet) is the source of this 5646-nucleotide messenger RNA. It is a transcript of the gene hoxc6a, whose product is annotated as homeobox C6a. Gene Ontology annotation, cellular component: nucleus. Lineage: Eukaryota; Metazoa; Chordata; Actinopteri; Mugiliformes; Mugilidae. Gene Ontology annotation, biological process: anterior/posterior pattern specification; regulation of transcription by RNA polymerase II. The transcript is spliced from 2 exons. The record is from RefSeq and is a predicted model, not a curated record. Bases 4143 to 4850 code for a protein of 235 amino acids. Gene Ontology annotation, molecular function: DNA-binding transcription factor activity, RNA polymerase II-specific; RNA polymerase II cis-regulatory region sequence-specific DNA binding.